AUGUGUUUCAUUUGUCACAUCCAAUUUUUUCCAUAUUUCUUGCCUAGCAAGCAGUUUGAAUGUGCAAUGCACCAACAGGCUAUUCAUGGAGGAUCAAGUUUUAAAGGCGGGCUGGCCCGCCUAUGUUCUAGUGGGUAUGUAACAACAGCACAGGCAAUCGGAUACGCCUCAGAUAUGAAAAUCGAUGUGAUACUUAUAUACGUAAUCGAUCAAUAUGUACUUUGUGGUCACCUUCUGGUCCAUAAAAUCCACUCCUCCCAAAUAGAUCCCACCCAAAGCUUUGUUCGCGGCACAGCUGUCUGGGACUAUCUUGUCCUCGAUCAUAUCCAUAGCUGUCCUGGAUUGGUAAAUCGCAAACAUUCCCGACUUGUGUUCACCAACCAAGUCCCUCCACUUCACCUGCCCAGCGUGUUAUGGGGGGUUGUGGGCUCACGGCGAAUGUUUACUGGACCUGGUGCACCGUACGGGUUUUGCAUGUACGGAUUUUUAAUCGGUGCCAUCGCACCUGUCAUUCCUUGGAUAUUUUUGAAGAUUUGGCCUAGGUCAUUGUGGCGCCUAGUACACACCCCCGUCAUUUUUAGCGGCUUUGUGUGCUAUGGAAUUCUGAAUUUAGGUUAUUUUACACCCGCAAUUCCACUUGCACUAUUCUUUCAGCGGUACGUCAAGAAGCGGUACACCGCUUGGUAUGAAAAUGAGGACAAAAUAGAAAAGUACGCUUUGACUCUCACCGCUGGGAUCAGCUCUGGCAUUGCAAUUUUUGGACUAUUCUAUUUCUUUGCGCUCCAAUUCAAUGGACAAAACUACCCUUGGGUCGGAAAUGUUGCGUUCCGGGCCGGAUGCGACGGGUCAGUGUGCACUUUGCGGGAGGUACCACAAGAGGGCUUUGGACCCACGUCUUGGAAGUAA
Messenger RNA from Melampsora larici-populina 98AG31, 906 nucleotides. RefSeq names its product putative oligopeptide transporter. Gene Ontology annotation, molecular function: oligopeptide transmembrane transporter activity. Bases 1 to 906 code for a protein of 301 amino acids. The transcript is spliced from 9 exons. The record is from RefSeq and is a predicted model, not a curated record. Gene Ontology annotation, biological process: transmembrane transport. NCBI's taxonomy places the organism in Eukaryota, Fungi, Basidiomycota, Pucciniomycetes, Pucciniales, Melampsoraceae.